AUGGAGCUUCUAGCCAUAUUAGGUCUGCUCUGGGCCAUUAGCAAGGCUUCCACGAAGCACAUAAUGGCCAUGGCCGUGCGGACUUUCUUUGAGACUGUAUCGAUAGGCCAGUUCCGGUAUGCCUAUUCCCCCGACACAUCCGCUCGGCUUCUCGAGGCAUGGGCACGUUGCACACACACGACCUUGAAUAAAAUGAAGCAGGCCGUCGCGCUCCUCCAGUAUGUCAUCGAGGACCUUGGAAAGCGGCCGUCCGACAUUGUGCUGCUGGGUGAUUCUGCGGGCGCACAUCUCAUCUUGUCUGUUCUAUCUCAUCUUGCGCAUCCCCAUCCUCACAUUCCUCCCCUACUCUUGCGUGAGAACCUUGCUGGGGCAUUGUUGCUUUCACUGUGGAUGGGCGAGUCUCGGACUGAUUACGACAGCUGCCGGAGAAAUGCUUCGAGGGAUCUUGCCUCACUCAAGUUGCUGAUCCAUUGGGCUGAUAUGUUUCUUGGUGAUACUGAGUUCGAUAAUUAUAACAAGCCCGCCGGUGCACCUGGAGGCUGGUGGCGGGAUUUGCCUGUGGAGGAGAUCUUUAUCGGAGUGGGAGGGCAUGAGAUAUUGUAUGACUCGAUCAUAAAGACUGCUAGGAAGAUUAAGGCAGAACAUACUGGAGUCACCAUUGGUAUUGCGCAUCUUGAAGUCCAUUGCGAGGCCCUUUCGCCUUUCAAUCGGGGAAUGAUGUCGCCGGACCAGUACAGAGCGUUGCUGGCAUGGUUGAAGGGGUCCUUGUGCAAGUGA
Messenger RNA from Aspergillus welwitschiae, 777 nucleotides. RefSeq lists its product as uncharacterized. The transcript is spliced from 5 exons. NCBI's taxonomy places the organism in Eukaryota, Fungi, Ascomycota, Eurotiomycetes, Eurotiales, Aspergillaceae. Gene Ontology annotation, molecular function: hydrolase activity. The record is from RefSeq and is a predicted model, not a curated record. Bases 1 to 777 code for a protein of 258 amino acids.